Tripterygium wilfordii is the source of this 528-nucleotide messenger RNA. Its product is annotated as putative disease resistance RPP13-like protein 1. The transcript has a single exon. Bases 1 to 528 code for a protein of 175 amino acids. Lineage: Eukaryota; Viridiplantae; Streptophyta; Magnoliopsida; Celastrales; Celastraceae. The record is from RefSeq and is a predicted model, not a curated record.
AUGACAGGGUUCAAGAAGGAAUACUUGCAAGUCUUCGGCCUCAUGAUGCCCUUAGAAGAGCUAUUGAUUACAAAUUAUAGUGGUAUCAUGUUUCCAGAUUGGUUGGGCCAUCCAUCAUUUUCUAAACUUGUGAUACUUACUUUGCGCAGCAGUCGGUGGCGUAAAGUUCUCCCUUCACUUGGUCGACUGCCAGUACUGGAAGAACUUUGCAUUGAUGACAUGCAUGAAUUAAAGAUAAUUAACCAUGACUUUUGUGGUUCAGCACCUUCUGGUGCAAUUCAAGGCUUCCCAUCAUUGACGAAGUUGAGAUUUCAUGAUAUGCUAGAAUGGGUGACAUGGGAAGGUUUAAAUGCCAUGGACAUGCCUCGUCUCCAACAUCUUAUGAUUGAGGAAUGUCGACAAUUGAAAACCAUACCUUCACUUCAAUACCUUACUUCCCUUGAAAACUUGGAAUUUAGCCAAUGCCCUGCUCCAUUGCCAAUGCAACUACUACUUGAUUCACUUGGAUCAUUGAUUAUCAACGAAUGA